Molecule: messenger RNA, 390 nt
Organism: Dentiscutata erythropus
Lineage: Eukaryota; Fungi; Glomeromycota; Glomeromycetes; Diversisporales; Gigasporaceae
Source: the annotation of a GenBank genome assembly
AUGGAACUUCAACUUUCAGAAACUCAACGUGCUAGAUUAUUAGAACUUUACCAAAGUUUACAAUUAGAUUACACUUCUGUUAAUAUACAAAUGACUUCUACACGAAUUAUUGUACAAAGUAGUUCUCAACAAACUUCUUUAACAAUUCCUACUCACUAUCGACGAACACGACCUCAAAACUUUAACAGAUAUAUUGAAGAUGCAUGCAAUGCUGAAGUUGACCUUGACCUUGAAUUAUAUGAUAAAGGAGACAUUCUAUCUCUUGUAAGUGUUGCCAUUGAUACUGCAAAAACAAAUGGACAACGACUCUUUGCGUACUCGAAAUUCUGGUCUUUAUUAUCAAAAGAUCUUGUUGAGCGACAAUUAACUAUGAAACAACUGAGACAAGAA